AUGAUGGUUCCCAUAUCAUCCUCUUCGAGGACGUCCACUCUGUUUUUCCUCGUUCUUCUUUGGCUAUUUGCCGUUGAUGGUGUUUUUGCAGAGGAAACAUCGUUCUAUAAAUCGAGGCCCGAAAUUUAUGCUCCCGUCUUCAAUGUUGAAAAAUCGGAGCCAAAUGUGCUCAGUCCGGGCUAUAUUUUCAUCACUCCUUACGAACUUCAGGCUCCCGGCCCGUACAUUUUCAAUAGCGAUGGGGAACUAGUAUGGAGUGGCUGGGGUGUUUCGGGACCGGGAAAUGCCCAUGGCCUUCAUGUGUGCAAAUAUAAAGGUGUUGAUCAUCUAUGUUUCUUCCAGGGCAAUCAGCAAAGGGGUUACUGUCGCGGACAUGGGAUUAUUAUGGACAAGAACUACCGAGUCGUGAGAUCCGUCCAGCCAGGCGGAGGGUUGGCCUCGAGCGACAUGCACGAGUUUCGUCCAAUCAACGACGGUAAAACCGCCCUCAUGACCAUUUACCAGCAAAGGCAAUUUGACAUGACGCCGUGGAAUAUCAAAACGGGCGUAGGGUGGCUCAUGGAGAGUGUCUUCCAGGAGGUCGAUGUGGAGACCAGCAAGGUUCUGUUUGAAUGGCGGUCCCUAGACCAUGUCGAUCCAUCGUUGAGCUAUACAUGGCCGUCUCACACAGAUACUUCUGGCACUGGACUGAAUGUACACGAACCUUGGGAUUACUUUCACAUCAACUCCAUCGAUAAAAAUGCCGCCGGUGACUAUCUGAUCUCGUCGCGACAUACUUGUGCCAUCUACAAGAUCUCUGGUAUGGACGGGUCAAUAUUGUGGCGGCUACAUGGUGCCCAGCCCUCUUUCCGGAAUACCAAUUUCAGUUUCUCACAGCAGCAUGAUGCCCGGUGGUUAUCGGAGAAUGCUACACAUACAGUUCUCUCUCUCUAUAACAAUGGCUACAAUGGCUUUAACCAGACGCAUACCUAUUCAUCUGGCAUGAUUAUCAUGAUUGACCACGUGGAGAACACAGCCAUCCAACUCCGUGAUUACGCACCAAUUCGAGAUGACCUGGUGAGCUCCAGCCAAGGAAAUCUGCAAAAGCUGCCAAACCAGAAUGUCUUCAUCGGAUGGGGAAAUAACCCCUCUGUAUCUGAGCACGACGAGGCAGGCAAUUUGCUAUUCUGGGGCUCCUUUGCCAAAGACACUGUGAUGAACUACCGCGCAAUGAAAUUCGAAUGGGACGGUUUACCGACGGACUCACCCGCCCUAUGGACAUACUCCCGGACAGCGGAGCCUCUCUCGUCCACAAGCUUCUAUGUGAGCUGGAACGGUGCCACCCGCGUCAAAACAUGGCGCUUCCGGGGAGCGACGAAUAACACCGGACCCUGGACCUUGCUGGCUAAUGUUUCCAAAUCUGGUUUCGAGACCGAGUACGUCCACCCCAGUUUUUACCUUUGGUCUAAGGUCGAGGCAGUGGAUCAAGAGGGCGCCGUACUCGGUACGUCGGCAACCAAAUACACCUUCGUCCCAUCGUUCGAGCUGCGCGAGUUCUGCGCCGACUCUACCUGCAUGGAUGCAUCGGGAUACGGAUUCCCGGAAGAAGAAGAUGGCCUUCCUCUCAUUCCGCCAGUAGGAGUUAAUACUGUGCCUUGGAUGGACCCCGAUAAUCCUGGCUCAAAUAUCUGGACACAUCCUACACGUCCCUCGAGCUCACCACAAGUUUCGGACACCAAGUAUUCAGAAGGAUGGAAUCGUGGUGACAUGCUUUUCUUGGGCUGCAUGCUUGUCGCGAUUUGCGUUAUCGCCGGAGCCUUCCUCGCAUAUAGAUACUACACAAAACAUUCACCGGACCAACUGCAGAACGUGAUAUCCUCUGACUCUGAGAACCACGGGAUAAUUGAAAGGCAACACUCCAGUACACAUGUCUUACAGCUUCCCUGGUGGGAUUGGCAGUGGACUGGAACCGCCGAUCGAUCGUUCUUUCCACUCCGGGAACGGGAACAAUAUGUCCAUAUCUUCCGCUUCCCUUAUGUGCGCCCUUCCCCCCCUGGGGGUGUUGUACGAACAUUUUCCAGCCUCGAGAGUCUCCAGAUCGAAGCAGAGAAGCUAUUGGGGUCCCUACAAGAGAACGGAAAUGGUAACCAGUGGAUUGUUGUCCCCAAUUUGUCCACACGAACGAUCCAAAAGCUCGACGAAGAGCACGACAGCAGCCUUGGGGGCAUUGAAUACCGCUUCCAGUGGGAAGGAAGCACUGGUCUUAUCAAGGUGGUCCCGUCAAAUGCCCACAAUGCAACCACAGACAAGGUGACCAGGGUGAUCGAUAGCAAGCUUGAUGCAAUGGGACUCGACUGGUCGGAUGCAGCCUGGGUUGCAACAACGACAUAUAAACCACCGACUAGCAAAGGCAAACAAGCAGACCAGGCAUUCUUGCCGCCAGCCCGCUGCCCUAUCGGGCUUCCAAGGUCAGGAUGGCCGACUUUUGUUAUCGAGACAGGAGUUUCAGAAUCCCUAAAUCGACUCCACGAGAACGCCACGAGAUGGUUCGCGGAUUCGCAGGGUGAGGUACGCAUUGUUAUGGUCAUCUCCGUCAAGCCGGCCGAGGUCACAUUUGAAAAGUGGCAACUAGCUCCCAACGAUGCUCCACGCCCACUCACUGGUGUUUACCUCGAUUCACUCCGCGCGCAAUCUCCAAGUGUCCCUCCUUUAACAUCCCAACCGAUCCCUCUCCAGCAGCCUUACUCGGCGCAGAAGGUCUGCGUGCAGCCCGACAGAAUUAUCGGGGCCCCUCUGAAAAUCCCAUUCGUUGCGCUUUACGACCGAUCCCUAGGACGAGAAGAUGACAUCGUCAUUCAAGCGCCAGACUUCCGAAACAUCACCAAGUUGCUGUUCUAA
Molecule: messenger RNA, 2877 nt
Organism: Penicillium bovifimosum
Lineage: Eukaryota; Fungi; Ascomycota; Eurotiomycetes; Eurotiales; Aspergillaceae
Product: arylsulfotransferase family protein
Exons: 5
Coding region: 1-2877 (958 amino acids)
Source: RefSeq, a predicted model, not a curated record